Molecule: messenger RNA, 1908 nt
Organism: Erigeron canadensis
Lineage: Eukaryota; Viridiplantae; Streptophyta; Magnoliopsida; Asterales; Asteraceae
Product: scarecrow-like transcription factor PAT1
Exons: 2
Coding region: 250-1710 (486 amino acids)
Biological process (GO): regulation of DNA-templated transcription
Cellular component (GO): nucleus
Molecular function (GO): DNA-binding transcription factor activity; sequence-specific DNA binding
Source: RefSeq, a predicted model, not a curated record
UGUGUUUUGAUAAUGAAAUUAACUAGUACUACUAAACUCAUUAACAAGCUGCCCCAAACACCCCUUAUAUAAUCUUUGUCCAUCCUUCAUUAUCUAACUGUCUCCCAUCCAUUUUGGUACCCCCCCUGCAGAAACUGAGCUCAAGAAUUUAUUUUCAUGGUGAUUCAAGAGAUUGUGGAAGUUGAAAGUGUCUGCAACUGAGAGUUUCACCUAAUUUUUCGAACAAGCAUCUUGAAAGAAAAACCAGCCAUGUCAAAUGUGUGGUAUUACCAAUCAAUGCAAGAAUCUGAGGUUCUUUGUAAGCCCCAGUUCCAAAUGUUUGAUAGUAUUAGCCAUGGAAGCGAUUUGUUCAUCAAACCUGAACCAUAUUGCACCCUUGAUUCCUCCUCGGCUACUGGUAGUUAUACCAUUGACUCGCCAGUAACCGAGUCUUGUGUGACUGAUGACUUGAAUGAAUUUAGACAGAAGUUAAGGCAAUUGGAGACAGUAAUGCUUUCGGAUUUCUAUGAUGAGUCCGAUAAUGGGAAGUUCUUGGUUGGCAAUGGCGUUCUUGACCUUCCUGGUAUAGAACUAUGGAAAGAAAUGGUGGAGGGUGUUCCAAAACGUGACUUGAAAGAGGUUCUCAUUGCGUGCGCAAAUGCAGUUUCUGAAAAUGAUUUCUCGACUGCCCAGUUACUCAUUUCGGAACUGCAGCAGCUGGUGUCAGUUUCUGGAGAGCCAAUCCAGCGGCUAGGGGCUUACAUGUUAGAAGGGCUGGUAGCCAGGCUCUCAUAUUCCGGAAGUUUGAUAUGCAAAGAGCCUGCAAGCCACGAGCUUUUAUCUUACACAAACAAUUUGUAUGAGGUUUGCCCAUAUUUUAAGUUUGGUUACAUGUCAGCAAACGGGGCAAUCGCCGAGGCUAUGAAGGAUGAAAACCAAGUACACAUAAUUGACUUCCAGAUUUGUCAAGGAAGUCAAUGGGUCCCCUUGAUCCAGGCGUUUGCAGCCCGGCGUGGAGGACCGCCCCACAUCCGGAUAACAGGUUUUGACGACUCCACAUCAGCACAUGCCCGUGGAGGUGGGUUGCACAUUGUAGGUCAGCGACUCUGCAGGCUCGCAAAAUCUUUCAACGUGCCAUUUGAGUUCCAUUCUGCAUUGGUUCCCAUUUCUGAAGCUGAAAUCCAACAUUUCCAAAUUCGCCCUGGGGAAGCCUUGGCGGUUAACUUUGCCUUUGUGUUGCACCAUAUGCCAGACGAGAGUGUGAGCACUGAAAACCAUCGGGAUCGGAUAUUAAGGCUUGUGAAGAGUAUGAAACCGAAAGUUGUAACCUUGGUUGAGAAAGAGUCGAACACAAACACAGCUGCAUUCUAUCCUCGGUUUCUUGAAGCUCUUGAUUACUACACAGCAAUGUUUGAAUCAAUGGAUGCGAGUCUUCCACGUCAGCACAGGGACAGGAUAAGUGUUGAACAACAUUGCUUAGCAAAAGCCGUUGUGAAUAUAAUAGCGUGUGAAGGGAAUGAGAGGGUGGAAAGGCACGAGCUUCUCGGGAAGUGGAAAUUACGCUUUAUGAUGGCAGGGUUUAGCCCAUACCCUUUGAGUUCAUUAGUCAAUGGGACGAUAAAAACGCUGAUGAAGAAGUAUAGUGAGAGGUAUAGGCUUGAAGAAAGGGAUGGAGCUCUGUAUCUAGGUUGGAUGAAUAGAGAUUUGGUUGCUUCCUGUGCUUGGAAAUGAACAAAACAGUUCAAACUGUAUGCUUCUGAUGUAACCGAAACUAUCUCUGUAUGAACAGAAGUGAUCACGUCUUGAUCUUUGUUUGAGCGUCAUUCCAAGAAUCUAAAAUAGGGUUAAAAUUUCAUUCUUGUUGAUAAACGUUGACCUUACAUCGGUUCCAAUCUAAGUGAAAAACGUUCGGAAGUGUUUGUGGUUCUA